This is a messenger RNA of Rotaria socialis, 318 nucleotides long. Lineage: Eukaryota; Metazoa; Rotifera; Eurotatoria; Philodinida; Philodinidae. The record is from the annotation of a GenBank genome assembly.
AUGAGUCGUUUACGAGUGGAACGUGCCGAGGAACUGCCGCAAACAAUUCUGCAAGAAGAAUCAUCCGCUUUAACCAAUACCAAUCAACUUGAUAAUACGACUGAAACACAUCCGACAGUUAAUGACCACCUAGCUAAUUUACGUCGGCGGGCGCCAACUCGACAUUCAAUAAAAUCUUUAACAAGUCGAAAAUCACCAAAACAAGGUUCAAUAAAGGAGCAUCGUACAUGUCUUGAUCCAACCGUUCGACAACAAUAUUCUUAUUCUCAAAGCUCAGCGCUAUCUGAUGGAAGUAAGCUCUUUUGUUCGAACCCUUGA